This is a messenger RNA of Sungouiella intermedia, 480 nucleotides long. Lineage: Eukaryota; Fungi; Ascomycota; Pichiomycetes; Serinales; Metschnikowiaceae. The record is from the annotation of a GenBank genome assembly.
AUGGCUCGCAUUCUCUUCGUUUCUCUUAUCUCCAGAGACGACAAACCUCUCUACAUUCAGUCUUUCGACACCGACCUUGAAGUUGCAGACGAGACGAUCAAAGCACAAAAUGCAAACAAUUUCCUCAAAUACAAUUUCCUCUCGCACAUGGCGUUGGAUGUGUUCACAUCGCCCAUUUCACUUAGCUUGAAGGAACAACAACAGUCUGAUGGAGUACUUCUACUUUUCAUCCAGGACGACGUCUCAGUUUACGGUCUUGAGACAAAUAAUGGGUUGAAGAUCGUGGUGGGGAUGGGCGAGGAGGAACCGGCAAUGGCCAGUGUCAAGACACUUUUCUCCAACAUUCAUAAAAGGUACUUGAGGACGAUAUGUAACCCGUUUUCGAGCUUGGGUGGAGGAACUAACAAUGAUGAUCUCUUGCAAACGGCUAGUUUUGAUCAGGGAAUCUCCCAGAUUGUGAGUGAAUGGGCUCUGACGUGA